ACACAAACGCACGAAUUUCUUUCUCACUUCUCAUUUGUUUAGCGUAAAAUAUUCACAAAAUUUUACACCAAUUUGUUCCGAGAACUCUUGAUGAUUCCUCUUCAUUUUUCUCUCACUGAGACGAUCCAUUUAACACAUAAAAAAGAGAAAAUUUUAUUUUUGCUUUCAGAUCUGCGGUUUCAGUUUUAGAUUCAAUCAGGCCAAGCUUUACGGGUUUUGAUGACUAUAAUUUUAUUCCAUUGUGGUGCCCGGAAGUUGUUCAAGAUCAAAUGUUUCCUACUCUCUUAUGUGACAGAGUUGCCUCAUUUUGAAAGCAGGGACGAUGAAGAAGGUUUUUGGUCAAACUGUUAGAGACCUUAAGAGAGGGGUUAAUAAGAAAGUUCUUAAAGUUCCUGGAAUAGAGCAGAAGGUUCUUGAUGCUACUAGCAAUGAGUCCUGGGGUCCUCAUGGAUCACUCCUGGCAGAUAUUGCGUUGGCAACAAGAAGCUCUUCUGAAUACCAGAUAAUCAUGGCAGUACUGUGGAAACGUAUGAAUGACACCGGAAAGAAUUGGCGUCAUGUAUACAAAGUCAGCAUUGUGUUGAGGGGCUGACUGUUUUGGACUACCUUGUUGCUCAUGGAUCAGAGCGUGUCAUAGAUGACAUAAGAGGACAUACGUAUCUAAUAAUGACUUUGUCCGAUUUUCAGUAUAUUGAUUCCAGUGGAAGAGAACAAGGUAGCAAUGUCCGAAAAAUAUCUCAAAGCCUUUUGGGCCUCGUAAAUGAUAACGAAAGAGUAACUGAAGUAAGACAAAAGGCUUCAGCUAACAGGGACAAUUUUCAAUAUCAUAUGUACACGAGCAUGUGUACUUACAACAUGGCAUUGACAUGCGUUUCAAUGCGAGAAGUACAUGUCUGCAAGAGCAUAUUUGCUUUGAAUGUAACACCCCCAACCCG
Hibiscus syriacus is the source of this 935-nucleotide messenger RNA. RefSeq names its product clathrin interactor EPSIN 2-like. Bases 323 to 592 code for a protein of 89 amino acids. Gene Ontology annotation, biological process: endocytosis. The record is from RefSeq and is a predicted model, not a curated record. Gene Ontology annotation, cellular component: plasma membrane; clathrin vesicle coat; endosome. Lineage: Eukaryota; Viridiplantae; Streptophyta; Magnoliopsida; Malvales; Malvaceae. Gene Ontology annotation, molecular function: phospholipid binding; clathrin binding. The transcript has 8 exons.